AUGUUGCUACCUAUUCUCUUCUUCUUACUUAUUGGUGAAGUUGUUUCGAAAAGUUGCAUAGACUCGAAUAGACCCAAAGUUAUCAAGUGUCUAGAGACCUUCCAAAAAGUAGCAGAAGCAGCUGGAGACUAUGACCUUACCAACGCUACAACCACUAAAUCCACCAAUGAAGUGUGCGGGAAAUUCAAAAGAUGUUCUCCGGCAUUCGCAUGUGAAACCGAACAAAAAAUAGUUUACGCUUUGAACAUGACUCUCCUAUUCUGCGAUGCCGCCGGAUUCUUUACAAAUGAAUUCCUGCCAUGUCAGAUUAAAUUAGACUCUAAGACUACAGAAUGUUCGAGAGCUUGGAAUCCAUUUCCAGCUCAGAUUGAGGAUAAGAAGAAGAUGGCUGAGAUUCAGAAGGAGGCUUGCAACAACUAUUUUGGGAAGGAUAACUGUAUGAGAGAAGAAAUUAUUCGAGUGUGUGGAGCCAAGCAAUGGAAUGGGUUUAGGAAGCACCAUCUGGCCCUCAACACCAUCAUUGGAGCUUGCCACUUCAAAGACGAAUAG
Molecule: messenger RNA, 549 nt
Organism: Caenorhabditis remanei
Lineage: Eukaryota; Metazoa; Nematoda; Chromadorea; Rhabditida; Rhabditidae
Exons: 3
Coding region: 1-549 (182 amino acids)
Source: RefSeq, a predicted model, not a curated record